UAAUCAGGCAACAGUUCUUCAUAGAGCCCGCAGACACCGCGGUUUAGUUCUUCGUGUCAGGUGAAAUUCAGGUGAAUCAAGUCGUAUCAAGUGAUUUGAGCGCGGCUACAACAUUUUUAUUUGUCGUUUGUAGUAGUUUCAACGUUUUAUUGUGCUCUGGUGAUCUGAUUUUUCUUGGUGCUAAAGUGGACUAUCUUCGAAGAUUUUAAUUUUUUUUUUGUUGAUUAGUUUGGACUAUGAUGGUUGUGAAAUGGUUUGCGGUUUUGGUGAUUUGUCUACACACCAUGACCCCAACCAAAGCGGACGAAUCACAAGAGGAACCUCCAGAGGGCUAUUAUGCUUUCGUGGAAUCUCCAAAUGCUGAACCCCCACGUGUCAGACCUCCACCCUAUAGUUACACCCUUGCAGACUGCAAAGAAGACUUAAACAGAUCGCCCCAUUCUGCGCUGUUUAAUUUAUGCGGAGACUUGAAUAAGGGUACGAUCCCUAAAAACCCUAUGGGACAAAAUGUGUUGGGGUCAGCUUAUCCUUUUGAGCUUAUUAGAAAUAUGACAUUAAAAUACCUAAGCAGAACCUUACCCAUCUUGAAAGCUGAUGAAACUUUACCCAAAGUGGCUCAAGUACAAGAAGAUUAUAUUUCACAGAACUCAUUAAAUCCGUAUGAAACAAGUAACAAUGAUAGAAGUGACAGAGUGAGACGCUCAACAAAAAAAGACUCUACCAUCAACCAAACCGCUACUCUACAAAACGCAACCAAAGCGGUUGAUAGACAAGGUCGUAAAUUCUGCGACCAAGGCGGGAUUUUUUGCACAUUAUACAACGUAAUUAAUGGAGAGUCCAGCAAUCAACCCACCCCGGUCCAGCAUCUACCAUUAGAACGAAGGGACGAUGUUGUCCCCACAAGGUACGAAGGACCACCGACUCCUUGUCCUGCCAAAGUAGAAUAUGCCACCCCAGUAUUUGCUAAGAACUACCAAGGCACUUGGAGAUACGUGGUGCAGAUUCCUUAUGAAGGAUACUUCACUCAAACUGUUGAAGUUACUAGGUGUUUGCAGUCCAGAUGUCACUACUUGGAUGGCGGGUGUCUUUCAUCGCCAAGGUGGUCAAGUCUUUUGGUAGCAGAAAUCUACUAUCCGGACACCAUCUUAAGUAACGCUGACCAAACCAACCCGCAAAGAAGCCCAGUAGCUGGAUCACAACCACCAUCUGUUCAAGAUUUCCAGAACUAUCAGCAGUAUCUUCAGAAACGUGCUGGAUUACAGCCAGGCGCAUCAGAACCGACUUCUACAACUCGUCCGAUGCAUUGCGAUGGGAUCGAUGCUCUCGGUUGUUUCCAAGUCAGACUUUAUUACGAUUGGUUCUUGAUCCCUGGCUCAUGUAAAUGCUGGAGACCCGAUUACUUUAACAAAUACGUCAGGAGAAAAUCACCUGCUACGACAGUAGAUGUUUAAGCUAGAGCCAGAUGUUUACCUAAGACUGAGUCUAGACCUUAUUGUAUGUUAUGAGAAAUUAAUUUGGGGAAUUCAAGUAAGUUGUAGAGGAAGAUGUACCAGACUUGGAUUUCUUUAAAUUGACCUUAAGGGGAGUUUUUUUGGAAGGGUAUUUUGGUUUUAGGGAACGAGUGCGCCCACUAAACACAAAAUUAUUGGUUGAAGAAUGUUUCUCAGUGACCCUUGAGUUAUAUUCCAGUAAUAUUCUAAAAGUUUAAUAAUUUGAGAUAAUUAUUAUAGAAUAUACCUGAAAUGUUUAGGAGGUUCUUCGAAUCUUAAAGUCAGGGGCGCAUUUUUUUUAGGUGACAAUUAUGGGUUAAAAAUAUGAGAUGGUGCUCAUUCGCCAUUUUGAAACUGUUAUUUUUCGGUUGAACAAUAGAUUAGAAAAUAUACUUGCUAGAAAAACUUGUUUAUGUUUUACCUAUCUAUUAUUGAUUUAUAAUACCUUAGAAACGGAAUAUGUUAUGGUAGCAAUAAUACCUGCUAUCACACCUAGGGCAUUAUAAGCGGGCAUUAUGAUAAUGCCCGGAAAUUUUAUUGCUUAUCCAAUUUUAUUUCUUUCAUAAUAAAGAAUAAACAUUCAUUUUAUACAAAAAAUUAUGUUUCUUUAAAUACUAAAAAUUAAACUUUAUUUCCAAAAUAAAAAUUACAAUUUUGAAAUGUCUCGGAAAAUGUAGCUGAUCCCACUAUAGAAUGGUCGGUGUUUUUUGUGAUGGUAGAGGUGGCAGCACUAACGCUAUUUUGUAUAGUUUGUAAAUUGUCCAUUAAAGAAUUUACAAUAGUCGAUACGGAACUAACCUCGGAAUUAACUGAAUUGGCAAUCAUUUUGGCUACUUUAUUUUUGGAUGAAAUACUUUCUUCUAUAUAUCCUUCAGCUACUGAAGAGCUUUUCCAUUUCCCAUGUUGUUUUAGCAUUUCAAACGAAGCACCUGCCUCAACAAGUAAAGUUGACGAUGUGCGACGCAAACAGUGACCGGUAUAAGCUUCUGCAUUAUCCAGUUUUAAAAAUAUUGCUAUCAAUGUUGGGAUGCUUCCUAUGGUAUUUUUUCCAACAGGUUGUACUGGACAGCGACUCUUUCUAUAGGUAAGAAAGAAUCUUUGCUCCUUUAUUCCAGCUGGUCUUAAUGCUGCGUACUUUUUUAUUAAAUUUAAAGCGCCUAAAUCUUCUUCAAUGAUAGUCAAACUUUUUGAAGUUGGAAGUUUUAGUUUCUGGUACCUUUAUAACCAAGACCGUUCCUCUAUCUUCAAUAUCAUCAAUGGUCAUUUUGACCAACUCAUCUCGUCUUAAACCUCCAAAAACACCUAUUACCAAUAUGACUUUGUGUACCAAGUAGAUAUCAUCUAGAGCCUUCUUAAUAAAUUUUAUUAUUUGUUCUCCUUCCAAAACUUUAGACUUCUUCGGGACAUAUCCUUUCGACUUAACUUUUAAAAAAGAUAUGAGACGAUGGUGUUGCGAGAUGUCUAUAUUUUUAUAGACCAUUAACGUAGACCUUAGGGUAGAAUACUUGGUCCAGAGAGAGUUCGGACUGUAUUUUUCCGACUAAAAAUAUUAAAAUUUGUUAAACAUAUGUACCUAUUAAAAUAAAAUCAAUAACUUACCAGUUUCUGAAAAUAUGCCAUAAGAACGGUUUCGGUUAUUUGAACAAUUGCGUUGGCAUCUUUCCAAAUACCAAAUAUGCCAUACUCCCGAUCAUACUGUUGCCUUGAUUUAACUGGCAAAAGAUUUUCGGUCUCUUUUAUGGCCUUUUCUCUUAUAUUUUGUGGAAUUUCUUCCAUUUUAAGCAAAUAUUUAAACAAAAAAUGCCAACUGACUAACUGACAGAAACAUCAAAGUCAAACUUAAAUAAUCACUGCAAGUCACUUGAUAAAUUUCUGUAGGUAGGUAUGUACGUAUACCUACCUGUACAGGUAGACCCUAUUUUUUAAUUAAUAUUAAAAUUAUUUUUGUUCAUAAAAAUCAAUUUUUAGGUAAAACAUAAAGCAUUGUAUGCACCACGGGCAUUGUUAGACUUUAAUACCCAUCAGGCGGAAGCCUAGCUCUCGAGCCAAAGUCCGCCAAAGGCCCUUGGGUUACUAUUUCCACCUUCCGGGCAUUAUCGUCCUUACAAUGCCCUUGAUACAUAAAUAGCUAUUGUAGUUAGCUAUUUUCCUUCUAUAAUUUUUUUUGUUAAUGGAUAUAUUAAUAUUUUUCCGUCACGUCACUGUGACUUAAUAGUGUUCAAAAAAAGCCACGCCCAAAUUAAGGAAAAUAUUAGGAAUUAAAAGUUAUAAAUUACAGAAAAAAAAUUACGUCACGUGACUUUGACUUGAUUGAAGUGUUAGUUUUAAUAAUUGAAUUUCUUUUCCCCGUUUGCCACUUUGAAACUGCUGUUGUUACGUCACGCCCAAAUUCCUUAGAAGAAUCCUGUAAUAUUCUUAAAUAAUUAUUCGCAUAUUUUUUAGAGAAUAUUUCUGAAACGUCUUCUAAUAAUUACAAUCAAGAAUAUUAAAAAAUAUUCAUAGAACAUCUUAAAGUGAUUGUGUUUAGUGAGUGUUACAAGUAUAGUUUUCAAGAUUUGUCAAAAACAUGUUUCUCUAUAUUGCAAAGACUUAUUGUUAAGAUUUUAUUGUAUUAUUUCAGCACUUUUAUUUGAGAUUUCAUUACGGAAUAUUUCUUGAUCAAUUAAAACUAUCUAUAAUUUAACAUUAAUUUAAUGCGGCAGUUAUGAUAUGGAAAUAAGUAGAAUUUAUUGUAAUUUAGGUGUAUUUUUAAUAAACAUGUUUUAUAAGGUAAAAUGCGUUUCCUGUUAUGUUCAAAUGAGCAGUGGCGUACCCAGCUUCUGAAGACGGAGGGAGCAGAAUUUUUGCAAAGCAAAAUAAUAAUAAUAAUUACUAACGUUUAUGUAUUCAUUACUCAAAUUGUAGAUACAUAUAAAUUACAAAUAAACAGAUUUAAGUAGAUUUUUUUAUGCCUAGUUUUGUUAGCGAAUAGCUACCUAAAGAAUAUAUUAUAUUAUAUAAGUAUCAUAGCAUA
Molecule: messenger RNA, 4503 nt
Organism: Anthonomus grandis grandis
Lineage: Eukaryota; Metazoa; Arthropoda; Insecta; Coleoptera; Curculionidae
Gene: spz6
Exons: 5
Coding region: 237-1451 (404 amino acids)
Biological process (GO): innate immune response; central nervous system formation; regulation of Toll signaling pathway
Cellular component (GO): extracellular region
Molecular function (GO): Toll binding; growth factor activity
Source: RefSeq, a predicted model, not a curated record